Messenger RNA from Aaosphaeria arxii CBS 175.79, 1479 nucleotides. RefSeq lists its product as uncharacterized. Gene Ontology annotation, molecular function: metal ion binding. The record is from RefSeq and is a predicted model, not a curated record. Bases 1 to 1479 code for a protein of 492 amino acids. Lineage: Eukaryota; Fungi; Ascomycota; Dothideomycetes; Pleosporales. The transcript has 2 exons.
AUGGCUUCCUCAACUGAAAACAAGGUCGUGGACGGCGGCAAGACCCCAAGCUUCCGCAAAGCUGCCGACGCCCACUUUGAUAGUCUCGUUGACUUGAUGCGAAAAAAAGAGGCCUAUCCGAUGCAGCAAAGGAUACCGCACGUUCCUGUCAAUGGAGCUAAUAGGGUAAAGAGUAACAACGGGGUCAAUGGAUCCAACGGAGCCAACGGAGCGAACAGUGUCAACGGUGUCGACAGGGACAUUGGUGCCAACAGGUUUAGUGUGGUUAAAGAGGUCAAAGGGGCCAACGGGGUCAACGGAGUCAACGGCAUAUGUACUAAGAGCCGAUUCUCCCUCGAUCGUGCCGAUAACCUUCGUCAAGAUGACAUCGAGCACUUGCCACAAUCAGAAGUCUCAUUGAUCAUGCUCGAUGACUUGCUGCAUGUCGAAACACGCCCUAAUCAUUCCCCAAUCCAGAACACCAGCGCCACAGAAGACCUUGCAAUUCUGGCUGCAGGCCCGCGCGAUAGACUGCCGUCAGACCAAUCUUUUGAUCACGCCUCGACAGACCAGGAUGAUUCUAACUCUCUCAAACGCAUGGAAGUCAACAUUUUGGGGAUGGUCUCACAAAUGCUUCGCCCAAAACCGAUUGAUGAGCCAUUGCGAGGCGUGACAAACCCAGGAUUCUAUAACUUAGCCCGCCAUGCUCCCCAGGACCAGACGGUAGUAAAGCGUAAUACAGAACUCUCUGAAGUAAAUGGAUUUGGCCACAAAGAUGCAAUUAUGGACAUUGGAAAAGACAUGGAGAGACUGGAAUCGAAAUCCCGCUCUCCCAAUGGGGUCGAGGCUGUGAAUGGACUCACCGUGGUAAAUGCGAGAGCAAGGCUGGAACAAACUCAAAUAAACAUGGACACACAGACAGAGCGCGUUAAAAAUCUUCUUGACACAUUAAAGUCAAGGGAGAAGCUGUAUAAAGAAAUGGAGGAGAAGCUGAAGGACACGGAGAACAAAGUGAAGGAAGCGAAGACUGAGGCUGGGUACCUGAAGGCUCAGCUCAGGGAAGCCCAGAAAACAGAUACACCCUCUGCUCUGGAUAAAUUUGCAACCUUCGAGGCUCAAAUCAAGCAAAAGAAUUCCGAGAUCGGUCGCUUGCGUGAAGCUCAGCGCAAGGCUGACAAGGUCUUGCAGAACAAGCAAGCGCAAAUCGAGAAAACCUCCAACGAGCUUACCGCUCUGCGCGGUGCCGCACAUCUCGUCGCGCCGUCCAGCAAAAAGCAACUUCCUCGAGGGGUAUUCUCAUGCAUAGAAUGCUUUGUGCACAAUGCUGAUUGCGAUCUGAAAGCUAUCUGCAGCAACUGUCGGGAAGAGGGCAAGAAAUGUCUUCGAUGGCGCUGCUCUCUGGUUCACCGUUUCGGACAAUGCCCAGAAGGUCACAUGUGCCCCAUGAAGCACGAUCCCGAGGGAUGGUUAUAUGCACAGAAGGAUCGUCCACAGUGGUAG